CCUCCCGCAGUUCGGGCUGGGGCGAGCCGGAGAGAAGCCGGGGCUGGAGGGCGGGGGGAGGGAGGGAUGAGGAUGAGUGAGGGGGCGGCUUCCUCCCGCAGCCCGGGCUGGCAUCCUUGAGAAGCGGGAGCCGCGGUUCUGUGGCCCGAGCUCCGCGCUGAUUGGAUCGCGGGGAGGAGAAGCGGAGCCCGGGGCUGGGGCAGCGGCGUCUCGGGGGCAGGGGAGGAAGCUCCGGGAGAGAAGAGGGCGGCGAGCCGACGGUCUACGUCUAACCACAUCCGCGCUGCCCGGCCAGAAGCAGCCACAGGCGGCUGUCACCGUUUCCCUCCAUUUUGGAAGAAACAGGGGAUUAAAAAAAAAAAAGAUUGUAUCCCCCCCCUCACCCCACCUUUGCCCUCUUGGGGGGCCGGGGCGGGGAUAGUCGCGCUCAUGGCCUUCAGCCCGUGGCAGAUCCUGUCCCCGGUCCAGUGGGCCAAGUGGACCUGGUCUGCCGUGCACGGCGGAGGUGCUGCUGAUGGCGAGGACCGGGGGCCAGAGGGAGAGGCCGAGGAAGAUGAUUCUCAAGCCGAGACCAAGUCUUUGAGUUUCAGCUCGGAUUCUGAAGGUAAUUUUGAGACUCCUGAAGCAGAAACACCCAUCCAAUCACCUGUAAAGGAGUUGUGUGAUCCAUCCCUGGGAUUAGAAGGACCUGGGGCCAAAACUCAAGGAUUGCAGGAAUUUGAUGAACAGCUGGUAGCAGAAGUGUCUGAAAAGCAUUUGCACGAGGCAUGUCCUGGAUCAUCCGAGAAUGAGGCACCACUACACCUCCUGGCCCCUCUGGCAGACAAGAAUGCUAAUACGGAAGCUGACCUUGAAAUUGGCCAAGUUUCAUCAGUGAUGCCAUUGCUGUUGGAUGCUAAGAAGCCUGGGGAUAUCCCUACAGCAACUUCUGAUCAGGAUUUGUCCUCAAAUGUUUCAGCAGCCCUACAAGAAAACUCAAUGACAGAAGACAACAUGGGACUGACUCUUGAGGCUUCCAGUGAUGCUGAGUCAAAGGCCAAAACCUUGCCUGCAGAUUCUGUGUCUAGCAGAAGCAAGCUUAGGAAACCCAAACCAGUCUCUCUAAGAAUGAGAACAACUGGAGGAGAAUUCUCAGAAACCAAUAGUGUUGUAGAGGACCACCCUAUCCCCAAAGCAUCCUAUCAGGUCAAUCCAGAUGAGCUCGAUGAAAACACCAAUCCUUUCAUGAUAGGAGGUUCCAAGAUCCCCAAUUCUCCUCCUGCAGUGAAACAAACCUUAAGUUCUUCCAAUGGAGAUGCCAGUGAUUCAGGGGUAGAGCUGCUAGAGGAAUCCAGGGGCUCACCUUUGAAACUGGAAUUUGAUAUCUCAGAUGGCCCAGAGAGCACAGGAGUGAAGAAAACCCUUCCUAGGAAACCUGCACCUGGAGGCAGGAAGAUGGUUAGCAAGCUGGCUCUCAGGGCUCAGAAAGAUGGAGUUAGCAAGCCAAGCAUUGCCAAAGGCUUGGAAAAGCCUUCAGGCCUAGCCGAUGAAGAAAUUCCCCUCCAAAAAGCCUCCUCUAAAGUAGAGCCCAACCAGGGGGAUGACUGCAACUUUAACCCCUUUGGGGGCAGCUCCAUUUUGCAGAACUCCCCACCCGUCCCAAAGGGGUCAUAUCACUUUGACCCAGAUAACUUUGAUGACUCCAUGGAUCCCUUUAAGCCUACGAAGACCCUAAGCAACUCUGGGCCAGCUAACUUUUGCUCCUCAGAUGGUAAUGAAGCUAUUGAAAUCUUAGAGUCUCAGCUGUGUGAAGUACAGGGUGAGGAGGUGAAGAAAGGGACAGCUUCCCCCAAGAAGGCAAAGUCGCGUUUGAUAACGACUACUGAACAAGUGAGAUUUCUCUGUUUUCUGUUGAGUGGCUGUAAAGGAAAGAAGUAUGAAGCUCAAUCGCUUACUUUGGAUGUGUGUUCUCAGGAUAAAGGAGCAAUUAUCUCCCAGAUCCCGGACAUUUCAAAUAGGGAUGGCCAUGCCACUGAUGAAGAGAAAUUGGCUUCUACAUCAUCCAGCCAGAAACCAUCUGAGUCCGAGGUGAAAGGUGAGCCAGAAGACGACCUGGAGUACUUUGAAUGUUCCAAUGUUCCUGUGUCUGCCAUAAAUCAUGCGUUUUCAUCCUCAGAAGCAGGCUUAGAAAAGGAUAGCUGUCAGAAGAUGGAGAAGGAUGGAUCCAGUGUACCGGGUGUGUUUGACCUUUGCUCAACUGAGAAAGCCCCUGUGUCUGUGGCAUGUGGAGAUGAAAGUCCCCUGGAUAGCAUCUGUCUCAGUGAAUCAGAUAAAACUGCAGUCCUGACCUUAAUAAGAGAAGAGAUAAUCACUAAAGAAAUUGAAGCAAAUGAAUGGAAGAAAAAAUAUGAAGAGACCCGACAAGAAGUCUUGGAAAUGAGGAAAAUUGUGGCUGAAUACGAAAAAACCAUUGCCCAAAUGAUUGAGGAUGAGCAGAGGACAAAUAUGACCUCUCAGAAGAGCUUCCAGCAGCUGACCAUGGAGAAGGAACAGGCCUUGGCAGACCUGAACUCUGUGGAGAGAUCUCUGUCUGACCUAUUCCGGAGAUAUGAGAACCUCAAGGGAGUCCUUGAAGGGUUUAAGAAGAAUGAAGAGGCUUUGAAAAAAUGUGCUCAAGACUACUUAACUCGAGUCAAGCAAGAGGAGCAGCGAUAUCAAGCCUUGAAACUCCAUGCAGAAGAAAAACUAGACAAAGCCAACGAAGAGAUUGCUCAGGUUCGGACAAAAGCCAAAGCUGAGAGUGCAGCUCUCCAUGCUGGCCUCAGGAAAGAACAGAUGAAAGUGGAGUCUCUAGAAAGAGCCCUUCAGCAGAAGAACCAAGAAAUUGAAGAACUGACAAAGAUCUGUGACGAGCUGAUUGCAAAGCUGGGAAAGACUGGCUGUUAGUCCAGCGUCUCCUCCCUCAGCUGCUUCUUUGUGAUGCCCAAGUGUUUUUGCCUUAUCCAAGAAUAAUCUCCCCAUAGCAGAGAAGGGCACAUGCUUACUGCUCCCUGUUCCGCUUUGCUGCAGACUCAACAGCCCCACCCCCACCCCCCAAAAACAUAAAAGACAGGACAACCCCCCAGAGGUCUCAGUCCCCUCUUGAGUCUGUUUUCAUUUGUUGGUAGUCAGGUUCAGCAAACCAGGAGGCUGGCCGCUAGGUUUGGCUUUCCAGUUUGUGGAUUGUUGUGGUCUGUGUUGUUUCCUGAGGUGAACACCUCUGUGUAGCCUCAAAUUGUGAUUUAGAGUUACCAUCUGAUUAAUUCUUUUCUUUUUCUAAGGUGACAUAACUUUCUUUUUGAAGUUGAUUUUUAUUUGAAGGGAGCAUCUAACUUGUUCAAGUCAAGAGAGGUUCAGUUUGGGUUCGAUACCUCCUGAGUUAACACCUGGUUGUGCUGAGGGAUUUGGAGCUGCUCCCUCUUCUGGGAAACCGCAGAAUUAAGUCAUGGCUCUAGCAGAUGUCCUGGGAUGGUCCCACAGUGGGGACGGGCUUCUGUUUUCUUUUGAAGUUGGUUCCUUUCUUUCUCAAAGUUCACACUGAAGAAUUCAGGAAGUCAGCAGGAAUGAGAUGCUCUGUGAAGGAAAGAAGCCCUUGCGUGGUGGUUUCUGUUACCAUCCUCCUUUAUUGCUGUUUUAGAUCAGUGAUUUGCCUGGGGUGAGGACAAGCAUUUACUCCUUCCAGUGUAGCUGUACUGGUUUGAGUUAGUGCCAGCUUUUCUCAAUAGAUACACAUGGUGCAGACUGGUGACCCUUUUCUGGAUAUGAAAAUGAGAUUUUUUUUUAAUUUAAAGAAAUCAAUUACCUUUUCACUUGAACUGUGCAAAUAACUCCACCCUUAGAAAAGAUUUACGUAAUCUUAAUCCAGUUAGAAAUUGAUUACAGUUUCCCUCCACCACCUCCAUCUUGGGAGGGAGGGUAUAAGAAGGAGAAAUUAGGAGAAGCAUUCCAGCUUUUUAAUAUUUUAGAAUUGAUAUAACAUUCUUCUCUAGAACCUGGUAUGAGAUUUUAACACUAUAAGGACCAGAAUUGAAGAAUAACUUGAAGGGCCAAGCCUAUGUUUUGCUUUAUUUGACACACUUGAUUCAAAAAGACUUCCAUUACCAGGAUUUUUAACAACAAACUUUUUGUUAAAACCAGGGGAGUUAAAAAAAGUUAUAUAUAAAGUGCUCUGAGACUCAGCACCCUUUGUAUUACAGUUUGAAGAAAAAAAAACUCUGUAAGGGAAAAAUCAGUAUUGACAGAAUCUCUUUUUGUUGCCUUUUAUAGACAGAAAGAUCAGCACGCGUUCAUCUCGUUGGCUACUGGGUGGUAGUGUUCAGUCCAAUGCCAGUGCAUUCCCCUCCUCGUGAGCUAAGCCAAAUCCAUGCAGCCCUUUGGCAUCACUUAUUUUUGCUUGAACUUAUUACCUGCAAGGACUUCAUUGUGAUCUGUGCAGUAUUUUGAAUGUGUGUGAUUGUCAUACUGUAAUUUUGAUGCUGUUGCAUGAUCCAACUUUUGCAGUGAACAGUGGUGGCCCUCCAUAAAUCCAAAAUUUGCAGAUCUCUUUUCCUGUGAGUUCUUCACUCUUCAGUCACAACUCAGUAUUUCUUUGAAAGGUGAGAAUCCUAUUCUAUUAAAAUGCAGCUCCCAUAGUUGGUGCUUUUGAAAGCCUUUAGUAUCUAAACAUUUGUGCAGCAACAAGGAAAAAUUAAAGGAAAAAAUGGAACAGCAAAAGAAAAAAUAACUUUGUGUCACUCAAUUUAGGACAAUCAUUUGGACUUUUGAAAGCAGUUAUUGGGGCUUAAGGGGAUUUUUGCUGCACCUUACAGAUACUGAAUGGAAAAGUUUCCAGGCAGUGGAGUAAUGCGUUGGUUUCUUCUUUGAGCUAUGAUUCUAAAACCCUAUGUGAAAAUAAUCCAGGCAUUAGGAAAAGGGAAAGUUUACAGAACCUUUCUGCUGCUAGCCAACAUAGAUAGGAAGUGUAGAUAGGAAGUGUCCGUGUCUGUUUGUUUGCUCUCAGUCUGUCCUACACAUGGAGUGCAUGUAGCCGUUUCAGCUGGAUCGUGGAGUCACGGUCUCUUAGGAGCCAAAGAGCACUAGUGCUAUGUGUUAAAUUGAUGAUGACAAUCCCCUUUUGGCCCACAAGUUAGCAGCCAACUUUGGUUGCCAUUGUAUAUAGACCCUAGCAAAUGGAGGUGCAGUGUAGGAAAUGUGAAAGGGCCCUAUUUUCUUAAAGACUAAUAUUUCAACUGUUGACUAAUACUUACUCACCAAUGCUCCAAUAGCACUGAAAGUUAGCACUUGGUAGGACAAGCUUGUAAGUACCUUAGGCAUCUGUCCAAUCAUGAAAUAGCCUGGGCAAAACGAAGUAGGUUGAGUUUGGGAGCAUAAAACAACCCUAAUGCCCUAAUGCCUAGGCUAACAGCCUAGCUCUCGCCUUCAACAUAAUUGAGAGCUAAGGGAACUAUAUUCUUGUAAGUAUUUGAAUGUCCAGUUGAAAAAAAAAAAGUGCUGGGGCCCCUCUACUCUGCCACCUCAGACACAACUUCUGCAGUAGAUUUUGGGGGUAUUUUGGAUAAUGCUUGGGAGGUAGGACCAGGACUUUGUUCUUUGGUUCUCAAAAAAUAGAUGGUUGACUUUGCCAAAGUGUCGCUAUUUUUGUCUAAAAUUAUUUUUGUUGGAGCAUCUGAUGUCUCAUGGUAGGAAUUAGCCUUUUUUUUCCAUGGAGUCGAGGUUGGACAGUAGCUGUCAGUGAUGGUGAAUCUUCCAGAGUUUUGCUUUAUUUGGAGAAAUGCCUUGAAGUCUGGCUGCAUGACUGACUCAGCCCCCAAACCCCUUGUUCUGCACAACUCGAGAGAUGCAUUUCUAGCUCUCUUUAACCCUGGCCCAAAUUAGGAAGUUAAGAAACACAUGACAGUGAAAAAUGAUGAAGGUUUUGGAAGCAUUCCAGAGUAUUACAGAAUCCAGUUUUAUGUUUGGGUGAGGACUCAGGUUGAAUUUUCCCUUAUUUCAACCUCGUCUCCUUCCCAUCUAGUCCAUCCUACUUUUGUCAUUCAUCCCCCACAUUGACAUUUAGAAACUAUAUUCUCAAUUAUAAUGAUUUGAGUUCAUCCACAAACUCACAAUGAUGCACAAAGGUAGGCAGGGCUGAAUGAUUUCCUUAAAGACAGUGUUUCCCAUUUGCUUUUAAAUACAGUCUUAGUGCUGUUUUAAGCUUUAAUGGCUGUGAAAUUAUAUUUAAAUAUUUUUAUAGCUAUUAAAUAAUGUUCAAGCUUUGUGUACUGAAGUUUAAAAUGGCACUAAGAUUUUUGGGACACACAGUAUAAGUAAAAUCCCGUAGCAAAAUCUAAACCCAAAUCUUCAGUUUUGAUGAAUAGGCCUCAUAAUUAGAGUGGCUGGCCUUUAGAAUCAUUGAGGGGAGGGAGGCAGGGAGAACCCCAACACAUGUUUUUCUAAAUCCAUUUCCUCUGUAUUUUCACUGUGGUUCACAGGACAUGCAAAGUCCUUAAAAUAGCUGCAGGUUGCAGUGCCUUUGGCUUCUUGAGGCAGCUCCCACAAGCCCACGGCCUUGCCCAGGAUCGUGCCAUACAUUUGUUUUUCACCUCUCCUUUUUUUUCCUUCUUUUUGUUUCAAAAGAAUGACAUUUAAAGAUUUUGAAGAACCUCUUACCUUCACAGUAUUAAGAAAGUUCUCACGACUUUCUCAAACUGACAGCAUUACAAUUUUGUGUGUGUUUUGUGGAUCAAACAUUAUUCACCUCAGGUAAUUACAGGGAGGAGUUUAGAAGGCCUGUCCUAUGGGUCCCAUUAGUAGGGUUAGAAAGAUACACAACAGGGUCUGAAGCUUAAUUGUUCCCUUAAAGGUGAUAACCAUAUUUUACCAUUCCCUUUGAAUACAAGUAAAUAACCACAUAAUACGGCUUCCACAUCUGUGAGAAGAGGAAUAAACUAGAUUUUGCCAGCUGAGCCUCUAGUAUGAAAGAUGGAGAAAUGCAGUGAGCCCCUCCUCUUCUCUAGAGCAGUGUUUUGUCAAAUGUGAUUUGUCCCCAGAUGUUUGAACCAACCUCGAAGAACCUUGCAUCCUCUGUGGAGGCCUACUAGUAAUCACACACCUAGGAGAAUCUACACUAACAGGAAAAUCAUUCUUAAGUCAUGUCGCCAUGAGUCUUCAGUCCCUGCAUUGGCAGAAUGGAUACAGGCAGGUUUGUUUGGCAUGCUGGUCCUUCGGUUUUUGGUGAAACUCCUCCCUUGGGUUUACUUUCUUGAAACUUCUGUAGGGUCCACUUUGAGAAAUACUGUUCUAGACUUGGCAAAGCACUUUUUAGGGGCAGCAUUCUUCAGCAGUAGAUGAGCCCUCUCUCUGCCUGUAACAAUGUCUUAACAUAUUCAUAGCGUAUUCAUAGGUAGUCAUCCAGAGUCAAUUCCUUCUUUUUUGUUUUGCCUUAUCAGCCUGCACUUAGACUUGAACAAGCAAGAUUCCUACUAAUGGUUUCUUAGCUAUAAUAUAUUUAGUGACUCUUAGUUUCUAUUGUUAUCUCAUGGAUACUAAGUGCAUGACUUUACACCUGUGGUAUUCUAUCACCUAAAUACAAAGGGAGGCCAGGCAUGCAGCCAAGCUGUCUUCAUAUUUUCGAAUAGUUCUUUAUUUUUAGAGCUAUUAAAGACUGUAUUGUCCUCUGCCUAAAGUGGCAUCUCAGAUCCAUUCUAAAGAAGUACUCUGCCAGUCAAAUUUUUAAAUCAGUUUGACAAACAUGUAUUAAGUCUAUGUUGGUUCUGGGGAAGAUCCAAAUUUCAGCUAGUUCAGGCCCUGGUGGAGUGCCCAGGCUAAUAACUGUAAUCUUCUGUAUUUACUUGAUAACUCAAAUGGUCUUGUAGUCAUGAGAAUUGGAACUCUAAGCCCACCCCCAGGUCUUAACUCAAUCUAACCUGGAGUCUUCUUUGUGGUUCCAGAUGCCCCUUUUAAUUCUCAAAGGUGCCAGUAUGUUCCUCAGUGUUGCUGUCAGUACAAGUACAUUGCCAAUAGAUUUCCAUAUAUAGUAACAAAUGUGCCAAUAAGUGACCACCCUAAUUGCACACCUGCUUUCGCUGUGCCCCUGUGACUGCCAUACAGUGAGUGAUUGAUUACCCUCCCAUAGGGAGGAGUGAAAGCUGCUUGACUCCUACCAGGAUUGCAUUGUAUAUGUAAUGAUCAUCUACAUAAAUUUUAUAUGUACAAUAAUUUCCCUUUUUAUAUGUCAGGUAAAUAUUUGUAAGAGUUAUACUUACACAAAUGGAAUUAUUAUAAUAAGUACUAAUAUAUUUUUUUCAUGUUUCAUUGCCUGAAUAAAAACUGUUUAUCACUGUU
This is a messenger RNA of Phascolarctos cinereus (koala), 8340 nucleotides long. RefSeq names its product transforming acidic coiled-coil containing protein 1 (gene TACC1). Gene Ontology annotation, biological process: nuclear migration; cerebral cortex development; mitotic spindle organization. Gene Ontology annotation, cellular component: cytoplasm. The record is from RefSeq and is a predicted model, not a curated record. Lineage: Eukaryota; Metazoa; Chordata; Mammalia; Diprotodontia; Phascolarctidae.